AUGGAAAAAGAAGCUUUAGACCGCAGGCUAAGAAGGUUAAAGAAAGCAAAGAAAACUGGUUGUCUUAAAGUAAUUAAUAGAGAACAAAUACAUCUUGAAGAAAAGAAUCAAGAUAUUGAAAUAAAAGUAAAGAAUAAAGGUGAUGAUUUAGCACUUUGUCAGCAAUGUUUAAGAGCAUAUAGGAAAACAAUACUAGAAAAGGAAAGAUCUAAAAAAUUAGAAGAAUCGAAGAGAUUGCUAGAACUAGAAGAGAGGAAAAAAAAGUCGCGUUUAAUAGUCGCUGAAAUAAUUCAGAAAGAAUCACAAAAAACUGUUUAUGAAAAAAAUAGUGUUAAUAAAAUUAAUGAUAUAGGCAGUUUGGAUGAAAAGGCAGGAUACGAAGCAUGGAAUUGA
Molecule: messenger RNA, 393 nt
Organism: Scutellospora calospora
Lineage: Eukaryota; Fungi; Glomeromycota; Glomeromycetes; Diversisporales; Gigasporaceae
Source: the annotation of a GenBank genome assembly